Agelaius phoeniceus (red-winged blackbird) is the source of this 3608-nucleotide messenger RNA. The record is from RefSeq and is a predicted model, not a curated record. Lineage: Eukaryota; Metazoa; Chordata; Aves; Passeriformes; Icteridae.
CGCCUUGCGCGGCCGCUGAGCGGAGUCGGGGCGGCGGCGGGGCCAUCAUGCAGAAGAUCAAGUCGCUGAUGACCCGCCAGGGUCUAAGAAGUCCUCAGGAGAGUGUUAAUGACCUCAGUCCUAUUGAAAACUUACGGAUUCCUACAAAGGAGGAGCUCAGAGAACUACAUGAAGAACCACCUGAUCCUCAGGCACAACAGGAAAUCAUUAACAGCAUUGAAGAAGUUUAUUUUUCCAAUGACUCCUUUGAUAUUGUGAAGUAUGAGUUAGAGAGGCUUCCUCCAGUACUUAGUCUUCAAGAACUGGAAGAGUACAGAGACAAACUAAAACAACAGCAAGCUGCUGUAUCUAAGAAAGUUGCAGAUUUAAUCCUUGAAAAACAGCCUGCAUAUGUUGAGGAGCUUGAACGUGUUACAUCAUUGCAGAGUGGCCUUCAGAUGGCAGCGGUUAUUUGCACAAAUGGAAGAAGACACCUGAAUAUAGCAAAGGAAGGGUUCACACAAACUAGUUUGGGGCUCCUUGCAAAUCAGAGGAAACGACAGUUGCUUAUUGGACUGCUAAAAUCUCUGAGAACAAUAAAAACACUGCAAAGAACUGAUGUGCGUUUGAGUGAGAUGUUGGAAGAGGAGGAUUAUCCAGGAGCUAUUCAACUAUGCUUGGAAUGCCAGAAAGCUGCCAGCACUUUCAAACACUACAGUUGUAUAAGUGAGUUAAAUUCAAAACUGCAAGACACCUUGGAACAAAUAGAGGAACAAUUGGACGUAGCGCUUUCCAAAAUAUGCAAGAAUUUUGAUAUCAAUCAUUAUACAAAGGUUCAGCAAGCUUACAGGCUGCUUGGAAAAACACAGACAGCAAUGGACCAGUUACAUAUGCACUUCACCCAAGCCAUUCACAACACUGUGUUUCAAGUAGUCCUUGGAUAUGUGGAGCUGUGUGCAGGAAACACAGACACCAAGUUCCAGAAGUUACAGUACAAGGACCUCUGUACACACAUCACAUCAGACAGCUACAUUCCAUGCCUUGCUGAUCUCUGCAAAGCCCUCUGGGAAGUCAUGCUCAGUUACUACCGAACGAUGCAGUGGCAUGAGAACCAUGACCAAGAUGAGGCAGCAGUUGUGUCUUCUGUUUCAGAUGGCAACAAUGUGAUUGGAACUGAAGAGAGCAGUUUUGACCGCAACUAUGUAAAAAAGAAAUUGGAGCAUGGGCUUUCACGAAUAUGGCAGGAUGUUCAACUGAAAGUGAAAACAUAUCUUCUGGGAACAGAUCUGUCUAACUUCAAAUACGAUGACUUCAUAUUUGUACUUGAUGUUAUCAGCAGGCUGAUGCAGGUUGGAGAAGAAUUUUGUGGCAGUAAGUCUGAAGUUUUGCAAGAAUCUAUCAGAAAACAAAGUGUUAACUAUUUCAAAACAUACCACAGAACCCGUCUUGAGGAACUUAGAAUGUUUUUGGAGAAUGAGACCUGGGAACUUUGUCCUGUUAAGUCAAGCUUUAGUAUAUUGCAGCUUCAUGAAUUUAAGUUCAUGGAGCAGUCGCGUUCCCCGUCGGUGUCGCCGAGCAAGCAGCCAGCCUCUGCAGCUUCAUCAACGGUGACGCUGUUCGAGCAGUACUGCGCCGGGGGAAACCCCUUCGAAAUUCAGGCUGACAGCAAGGAUGAUGAGACAGAAGAUGUGUUAGCUUCCAAUGGGUAUGAAUCAGAUGAACAAGAAAAAAGUGCAUAUCAAGAGUAUGACAGUGACAGUGAUGUACCUGAAGAGUUGAAAAGAGAUUAUGUGGAUGAGCAGACAGGAGAUGCCCCAAUAAAAAGUGUUUCUCGAGAAACUCUGAGGAGCAGAAAGAAAUCAGAUUAUAACCUCAAUAAAGUGAAUGCACCUAUUCUAACCAACACUACGCUGAAUGUAAUAAGGCUUGUUGGGAAAUACAUGCAGAUGAUGAAUAUUCUGAAGCCUAUUGCAUUUGAUGUGAUCCACUUCAUGUCCCAGCUCUUUGAUUAUUAUCUGUAUGCAGUCUAUACGUUUUUUGGCCGAAAUGACAUGCCCAUACCAGCUUCCUCACUCUGUGCUUCUAACAGAGAACAGCACAGUGCUAGGCAGUUUGAAUCAACAGGACUGGGCCUCAGCAGCAGCAGAUUACGCACCACACUGAACAGAAUCCAGGAGAGUCUGAUUGAUCUGGAGGUGUCUGCUGAUCCUUCAGGGACUCUCACAGCUGCUGAAGAGAGAAAAGAGAAGGUGCCAAGCCCACAUCUCAGUCAUCUUGUAGUUUUGACAUCUGGCAAUUCGCUGUAUGGCUUGGCAGAGAGAGUGGUGGCCACGGAAUCCUUGGUAUUUCUGGCUGAGCAGUUUGAAUUUCUUCAGCCUCAUCUUGAUGCAGUGAUGCCAGCUGCCAAGAAGCCUUUUCUUCAGCAGUUCUAUUCUCAGACAGUGUCAACUGCCAGUGAACUACGUAAACCAGUUUAUUGGAUUGUUGCUGCUAAAGCCAUUGAUUAUGAACAAAUGCUUCUUCUCAUGGCUAAUGUGAAAUGGGAUGUGAAGGAAAUCAUGUCACAGCACAAUGUAUAUGUAGAUGCUCUUUUAAAGGAAUUUGAAGAAUUUAACAGGAGGUUGAAUGAUGUGUCUAAGAGAGUCCGUAUUCCAUUGCCAGUCUCCAACAUCCUUUGGGAGCACUGCAUACGCUUGGCCAAUAGAACUCUUGUGGAAGGUUAUGCCAAUGUGAAGAAAUGCAGCAAUGAAGGACGUGCCUUGAUGCAACUGGAUUUUCAACAGUUCUUAAUGAAACUAGAAAAGUUAACAGACAUUAGGCCUAUUCCAGAUAAGGAAUUUGUGGAAACCUACAUUAAAGCAUACUACCUGACAGAAAAUGACAUGGAAUCCUGGAUAAAAGAACAUAGGGAAUAUUCCACUAAGCAGCUGACCAAUCUGGUGAAUAUUUGUCUGGGCACCUACAUCAACAAAAAGGCAAGACAGAAGCUGUUAGCUACCAUUGAUGACACAGACAGGCCUAAGAGAUAACUGGAGAAAGCUUCUUUCUUUCUGACAUGUGAAGCAUGCAGACAUUUCUCUCAUGGACUAAUGACAACAUUAGAAAUGUUGUGCAUGACCUUUCCUAGCAACAUUGGAGACACUCUGAAGUGAAAUUGUUCUAAAAUAUGACUUUUCUAAUCUGUAGAAUUAUUUUCUGUCAUUUUCCUUUUUUUUUUUUGGUUACUUGCCCUUAGUGAAGGGCCACUGUGUAUCAUUGAUGAGCUAUAUGUUUUACAAAAGUGUAUACUGUAAGAAAAAUCAAAAUCAGAAACACAAUGGUUUAAUAUAUCAUUGAUGCUCUUUUUAAAUAAAAGGGCUACUUGAAAAUACGAUUUCUUUCCUCCCUGCUUUCAUCUCCAGAAAUUGUGCUGUAUUAUAGUCCAGUGUAAAGUGAAAGGAUAUGUAUAAUAAUUUGAUCUGUGUAUCCUGCAUGUGGAUUAAGAGUGCAGACCAACUAAGUACUCUCAUGUUGGAGCCCAUCAUCUUCAUAUGUAUUUAAAAAUGUCUGUUUAUUUCAGAAUUAAUUUAGUCAUAUCAAAAUGAUUGACUUCAGAUUAAUAGAAGAUAAUAAACAUUGUAUGCUAAUAU